This is a messenger RNA of Cryptococcus wingfieldii CBS 7118, 2109 nucleotides long. RefSeq names its product translation initiation factor eIF-2B subunit epsilon. Gene Ontology annotation, cellular component: eukaryotic translation initiation factor 2B complex. The coding region runs from base 1 to 2109 and encodes 702 amino acids. Gene Ontology annotation, molecular function: translation initiation factor binding; transferase activity; guanyl-nucleotide exchange factor activity. The record is from RefSeq and is a predicted model, not a curated record. The transcript has 3 exons. NCBI's taxonomy places the organism in Eukaryota, Fungi, Basidiomycota, Tremellomycetes, Tremellales, Cryptococcaceae.
AUGCCUCCCAAGAAGCAGCAGCAAAAGCACGAACCAAAAUCAAAGGACCAGGUCGACGAAGCGCCCCUCCAGGCAGUCAUUCUCGCCGACUCGUACAACCGGAGAUUCGAAGUACUCGCUACCGACCAACCCCGAGUGCUCCUCCCGCUAUGCUCCACACCGCUGCUGAGCUGGACUUUGGAAAGUCUGGCGUUGAGUAAGGUCUUGAAUGCCGACAACCCCUUCAUCCUCGUCCACUCCCCUCUUGUCUCCAACUACGACCUUUCCAAAAUCGUCGACGCCCACAAGAAACGCCGUGAAGUCGACAAAAACUUUAUCAUGACCAUGGGCGUCGGCCGUGGCGGUCGACCCCAUCCCGAAUCCCCCGUCAUGCUCGUCCACCCUCCUUCAUCCCGACUAUUGCACUACUCUCCCCACCCUCUCUCUCCCGCCCAAGGCCGGGCCGAGUUCCCCGCAGUCUUGUUUACGGAUCCCUUCCCCGUCAAUAUCGACACGUACGAGAUUUGGUCUGGGACUGCUCCUCGUUCGGUCUCGGACAAUGGUGGAUACAGAGAUCUGGGUGUGGAUAUUUGCGAGGCAGAUGUCCCGGCGCUAUGUACGGAGAACUUUGAUUAUCACGAUUUGAGGAGACAUUUCGUCAACGGUGUCUUGACGAGUGAGCUGUUGGGCAAGAAGAUUGCCGUACAUAUGGUUGGCGAAGAGGAAGAAAAGAUGGAUGCUCGAGCAGGUGGUGGUAGAUACGUUGAGAGGGUCAGAGAUACACGGACAUUCGGCGAGGUUACCCGCGACGUCCUCCGGCGCUGGGCCUUCCCUCUUGCUCCCGACCUCAACGAACCCUCAGGCGUCGAGUACGAACUCCGAGCAGGCAAUGUCUACAUUGCCCGAGAAUCCGUCGUCCUCUCCCGCACGACAACCCUCACCGGACCCCUCCUCAUUGGCCCCAAAUCGUCCCUCUCCCACAACACCCUCGUCCAAGGCUCCACCCUCGGCGCCAACUGUAAAGUCGGCGACGGCAGCGCUAUCAGAAAUUCAUACAUCUUUGACGAUGUGCGGAUUGGCGAGGGAUGUUUGAUCGAAGAGUGCAUGAUCGGUAAGGGUGUGGUAGUCGGGGCCGGGUGCAAGAUUGGCAGGGGUGUGCUUUUGGGCAACGGUGUCAAGCUCGGCAAGAAUGUGUCUGUACCAGACUUUGCAAGGAUUGGACGAGAACCGUACCGAGGCGAAGAUUACGACUCGGAUGAUUCGGGUUUCGAGGAGGAAGAGGCUGCUUCAAAGGCCCGCUCUUCCGAGCUUUUGGGGGACGAGAGUGUCGGCUUCCUCUGGCCGAAUGAGGAAGAGGAGCCGGCGAGCGACUCUGAAGACGAGGACGAAGAUCUGUACGAACAUCCCGCCAACAAGAAGCUUCUCCAGCUCGGCCGUCGUCUCUCCAAUCUCUCAUCCGCAGCCACCUCCCUCUCCACCCUCUCUGCCGCUUCCUCCUCUGCCCCGUCUUCUCCCGUCUCCAUGGCAUCAUCAACUUCCCUCCCCGACAUGCCCUCCCUCCAACUCAACGCUGGCCCACCACCAGCAUUCUACCACGAAGCUGUUGCCUCCCUCCAAAGAGCGUACGAAGAAGACCACAAGAUCGAGAAUGCCUUGCUCGAGCUCAGGACGCUGGUCAUGGGCUACAACGCCGGUCUCGACCGUGCUAGGGAAGAGGUCGUCAAGUUCUUUGUGAGCAAGGUGGAUAUCUCUGGUAAUGCGGUGAGUAUCCUCGGUUCUGCCACAAAGGUCUUUACGCGAUGGGGACCUUUGAUAAGCAACCUCACUUCGGACCCUACUCUGAUGAUCCUCGAUGCCCAAUCGUACACCGCGCACAACCCAGCAUACGUGCCGUGGUUCGGUAUCAUCCUCCGAGGUUUCUAUGAAGCCGACCUCGUCGCCGAGGAAGAGCUCGUAGAGUGGAGAGAUAUGAAGGAGAGCAAGGGUGAGAAUGUGCGUGAGGAGGAGAAGGCGGUUUGGAAGGAGAUUUGGGCGAAGGGCAAGGGGUAUGUGGAUGUGUUGGAGGCUAUGGAGAGUGAGGAUGAGGACGAUGAGAGCGAGGAGGAGGAAGAGAGCUCUGAUGAGGAGUAG